UACGCUCAUUUGGAGAGAUAACAAAUAUAAGGGACAGCUUGAUAAUCUCACUAAAUCAAGAAUACUGUGAGCCAGGCCAAGGACUUGAGCUUUCUAACGGAGACGAGAUUGCCAUCAUUCCCCCCAUCAGUGGAGGCUAAUCACUAUGGACUACAUCAAAUUAACUGAAGAGGUGCUGUCUGUGGAGGAGGCCACAUCCCUGGUUACUCAUCCUUCCUGUGGUGCAAUCAGUCUCUUCAUUGGGACCACAAGAGACAAUUUUGAGGGUAAGGACGUUGUUCAACUUGCAUAUGAAGCAUACCAAGAUAUGGCAGAGAAAGAAAUGCGCAAACUCUGUAUCAUAGCCAGAGAAAAAUGGAGUCUGAAACACAUAGCUCUUCACCACAGAUUGGGUCUUGUACCAGUGACAGAAAGUAGUGUAAUUAUAGCUGUUAGUUCUGAACAUCGUCGAGAGUCCUUAGAAGCUGUCACCUUCCUUAUUGAUGGACUAAAAGCUAAGGUUCCAAUCUGGAAAAAGGAAUUAUACAGUGAUGGCACUGGUGAUUGGAAGAGGAACAAGGAGUGUGUAUGGAUGACGGAUGAGAAGACAGAGUCAGCUGUGAACAAAAAGGAAAUCACAAAUAAUAACAAAAGAUCUUUAUCAGAGGAGAGGAAUGUUGAAAUAAGACCACCUGUGAAAAGAAUCAGAGAAGAAAAUGAAUUUCUCAAUGAAUCUAUGAAGGAUAGCAAUACUCUGGAAGAGAAGACUGAUCUGGAUCCAACUUAUGUGCAAAUUAUAUUAUCAAAAGAGGAGAUCAAUCGACGCAUUGCUGCAUUCCAAAAACAUAAGCGGGAAGAACUUGAUGUAUUAAACAUUCAAGAAUUUUGCAGCCUGUCAGGAGGACCAACUUCUCAAAACUCGUGUGCUCGCACCUCUGCUGUUGUUUUAAGAUCAAAAGGGUCAAGAAGUCAUCUGAAAUUAACCCAUGUAGUAAAUGAAUGGGGUCCCCAGACUCUGGGAAUGGAUCCUGGCUCUAUUUCUGCUAACCAAGCAAAGGAAAUAAUCAAGCAAGAUGGAAUUUGCAAUAACAAUGGAAGCAGCAGAGAAGACUCACUAGAGCCAGGUUCAAAUUCCUCUCCAAAAUUUUCAGGAGACAACAAAUGUAAACAAGAUGCUAUCUCGUUUUCAGAAGAGGGGAUGCAGCUUACAGGUAUAGAGGAGCGGCUCCAGAAUCUGGAAAGUCAUCUGAGAAUUGUUCCUGGAUCAGCCAUUCCUCGUGAUAUUUAUGCCAGGCUAAAGGCGGUGGAAGACAGGGUGCUACACUUGGAGGGCAUUUCUCCUGAAUACUUCAGAAAUUAUAAUGUUCUGACAUCAAGGAAAAAUCAAAAUUCAAAGGAAAUUAAAGCAUCUGAAGAUGAUAUCUGCCUUAAUGACUUGGAUGUGAAAAUACAUGAACUAAAGAUGAAACUAAAGCAAAAGCAAAUAAAACAAGAAUUAUAGCACAGUGUAAGUUUGACAUCAGAUCUAAUUAUUUUGAAAAGUUGAAUUUGUAAUUGCUUUAUGCAGAUAUUUUUAAGAUGUCUUAAAAUAGUACUAUAUGAAAAAGU
Messenger RNA from Portunus trituberculatus (swimming crab), 1587 nucleotides. It is a transcript of the gene Mocs2B, whose product is annotated as molybdopterin synthase catalytic subunit-like. Lineage: Eukaryota; Metazoa; Arthropoda; Malacostraca; Decapoda; Portunidae. Gene Ontology annotation, cellular component: cytosol. Gene Ontology annotation, molecular function: molybdopterin synthase activity. The transcript is spliced from 11 exons. The coding region runs from base 146 to 1480 and encodes 444 amino acids. The record is from RefSeq and is a predicted model, not a curated record. Gene Ontology annotation, biological process: Mo-molybdopterin cofactor biosynthetic process.